Molecule: messenger RNA, 920 nt
Organism: Medicago truncatula (barrel medic)
Lineage: Eukaryota; Viridiplantae; Streptophyta; Magnoliopsida; Fabales; Fabaceae
Product: protein SPA, chloroplastic
Exons: 5
Coding region: 114-587 (157 amino acids)
Biological process (GO): photosystem II repair
Cellular component (GO): chloroplast
Molecular function (GO): protein disulfide isomerase activity
Source: RefSeq, a predicted model, not a curated record
CUUCACCACUGAAUGGAUGAUGAUUGAUGAUGUUCACUUGCAUUGUUGAUUGAGAGUUUCAUUCAUUUCAUUGCCUAACAACACAUUCAACACUUCGUUGAAGUGAAUGAGAAAUGACAAUAUCUUGUUCACUUUCACUUCCUCAAUUACAUUCAUCCUUUCUUUCUUCUCCUCUUAAAUCCUUAUCUACUACACCAUUAGCUAGAAAUAAAUUUCAACCAAAACCCACAUUUUAUCCACGUAUUAGAGCUCUUGAACUUGAUCAAAACACGGUAGUUGCUAUAACUGUUGGUGUUUUGAGUGUGGCUGUUGGAAUUGGCAUACCAGUGUUUUAUGAAUCACAAAUUGAUAAUGCUGCUAAGAGAGAUAACACGCAGCCCUGCUUCCCAUGCAAUGGAUCUGGAGCUCAGAAAUGCAGAUUUUGUUUGGGAACCGGUAAUGUGACUGUUGAACUUGGUGGAGCUGAGACGGAGGUCUCUCGCUGCAUCAAUUGUGAUGGUGCGGGUUCACUGACAUGCACAACUUGUCAAGGAUCUGGAAUUCAACCUCGUUACCUUGAUCGUAGAGAAUUCAAAGACGAUGACUGAGAGAAGCUAAGAUUGUGGGCACUGAUUUUGGAUUUAAUCGUGAUGUUAAUGUACUCGUUCCAUUUCUUGUCUCUGUACACACCGCAUACAACUAUCAAAAUCAUGUUGAUGCUUUCAUUUGGUUUACAAUUUUAACCAGUGAUAUUAGGCCACUCCCUUUCAUGACCUAUCUAUGUAAAAUUUUGGUGUUUGUCGACAUUAUUUAUUGAAUGUCCUGUUGUAAAGAUUGAAUUUUGUUGUGUAUAUGGCCCCAGGUGAAAGUAACUAUGCUUACAUAACUAUCACCGUUGUUAGUUCUGUUCUUGUAAAUGAGUUUACUAUCUUUAAUGGCUG